GAAUAAUAUGUAUUGAAGUCUUAUUUGACGUUAUUGACGCGGCCCGUCACGGUCACACUAAUUGCAAAUUUGAGGAAUCAACAACAUGAAUAGCGAUCUCCGAACCAAGAUUGAGAACUGCGCCCGCACGGCCGAGGACUUUACGCGGCUCUACUACGCCUCCUUGGACAACCGCCGGCACCAAAUGGGACGCCUUUACAUUAACACCGCCGUAUUCAGCUGGAACGGAAACGGCGCCACCGGGCGCGAAAUGAUCGAGCGCUACUUCACCGAACUGCCGUCAUCCGCCCACCAAAUGACGAAUCUGGACGCCCAGCCCAUUAUGGAGGAGUGUGUGGGCGCGCAGCUGACCUAUGUAAUCCUGGCCAGCGGUACCGUCAAGUACGGCGAUCAGCCGAUGCGCAACUUCCAGCAGUCGUUUAUCGUGACAGCUGACGGGGACAAGUGGAAGAUCGUCUCCGACUGCUACCGCCUGCAGGAGGUGAUGGUGUAGUAGUCAAAUACUGCACAAACAGGACCAUUGUUAGAGUAAAAGUAAGGCUGUCCCACAUGUUGAUACUACCGAAUAUAUAUUAAUUACAUGGCUAAGUAACCUAAGUAA
This is a messenger RNA of Drosophila kikkawai, 601 nucleotides long. RefSeq names its product NTF2-related export protein 1 (gene Nxt1). Gene Ontology annotation, biological process: poly(A)+ mRNA export from nucleus. Gene Ontology annotation, cellular component: nuclear pore central transport channel. NCBI's taxonomy places the organism in Eukaryota, Metazoa, Arthropoda, Insecta, Diptera, Drosophilidae. The record is from RefSeq and is a predicted model, not a curated record.